Zeugodacus cucurbitae (melon fly) is the source of this 997-nucleotide messenger RNA. RefSeq names its product ficolin-1-like. NCBI's taxonomy places the organism in Eukaryota, Metazoa, Arthropoda, Insecta, Diptera, Tephritidae. The record is from RefSeq and is a predicted model, not a curated record. The coding region runs from base 34 to 837 and encodes 267 amino acids. The transcript is spliced from 2 exons.
AUUCCACUGAUUAGUUCAAAAGUAUCCAACGACAUGGUCAUUUCUUACACAAUAAUGUUGGUGAACGGUGCACUGCUGAUGCUCUUCUUGAGCACAGCCACGACGGAAAUAUUGAAUGAAUCGAGGAGUGCAAGACCGCUACCUUCCAACUGUGUCGAGGCGGUGUGCUCUGCGGGCUCAAAGGCCAAAAGCGGUAUAUAUCAAAUACGCUUACCGUUAGAAGGUUGGGAGCAUCGACCCUUCUACGUUUACUGUUUACUCGAUGGGAAUGGCGGUGAUCCUUGGUUGUUAGUGCAGCGUCGACAGGAUAAAUAUCUGGACUUCAAUCGCAACUGGAAUGAUUACAAGAUUGGCUUCGGAAACUUGGGCACAAAUUUCUUCAUUGGUCUGGACAAAUUGCAUGCGCUCACACAAGUGCAACUAAAUGAGUUACAAAUCGAAUUGCGUGACUUCAACGAUACCGUUAAGUACGCCAACUACGAUAGCUUCGCUGUUGGUAACGAGAGUGAAAAAUAUGAAUUGAAUGUUUUGGGACCAUAUUCAGGUGGGCAUGCAGGCGAUGCCUUGCUUCGCCAUCACAGUGGACAAAAGUUCAGCACAUACGAUCAGGACAACGACCAUUGGACUAGUAAUUGUGCGGAGAGAUACAAAGGGGCCUGGUGGUACAACUCGUGUCAGGAGAGUAGCCUAAACGGCCAAUAUCUUAAUGGCACUCACAAAGUAGAAUGGAUGAGCAUCAUCUGGAAUUCAGAUCGCGGUAACAAUUAUUCAUUGAAAUAUUCCCACAUGGGUAUAAGACCAAAAGAUAGUGCGCAAAUGCGGUCACAAAGAUGUUGACAGGAGAAAGAGGACCAGUCCAAAAGUCGUAACACCUGGAACAUUCAAAAGCAAUGAAAAGAAAUAACUAAUAUCUAAAUACUAUAUUAUUCUGUACUAAUUUGUAUCUUUCAGAUGAUUCAAAAAUAAAUAAAAAACUCAAUAAAAUAAAUAAAAUCAA